This is a messenger RNA of Fomitiporia mediterranea MF3/22, 381 nucleotides long. Its product is annotated as 40S ribosomal protein S26. Lineage: Eukaryota; Fungi; Basidiomycota; Agaricomycetes; Hymenochaetales; Hymenochaetaceae. Gene Ontology annotation, biological process: translation. Gene Ontology annotation, cellular component: cytosolic small ribosomal subunit; ribosome. Gene Ontology annotation, molecular function: structural constituent of ribosome; mRNA binding. The transcript is spliced from 4 exons. The record is from RefSeq and is a predicted model, not a curated record. The coding region runs from base 1 to 381 and encodes 126 amino acids.
AUGACGAAAAAGAGAAGAAAUGGUGGCCGCAACAAGAAAGGCCGUGGCCACACUUGUUUUGUGCGAUGCUCCAACUGUGCUCGUUGUGUACCCAAAGACAAGGCUAUUAAGCGCUUCACCGUACGCAAUAUGGUUGAGUCUGCUGCCGUUCGUGACAUCUCAGAAGCAUCCGUUUAUCAUGAAUACGUGAUUCCGAAGUUAUACAUCAAAAUUGCUUACUGCGUGUCAUGCGCGAUUCAUUCGCACGUCGUCCGUGUCCGAUCCCGUGAGGGACGACGUAAUCGCGCUCCACCACCACGUGUCCGCUGGAAGGAUGGCAAGAAAGUCAACCCCGCCGUUGCGGCUGCCGCCGAUGCUGCUGCUGCGAAGUCGAGGACGUAG